CUCUUCCCCACAGUGUGGAGCAGCCGGCAGUGCGUGCACACACACACACUCACACAGCCACACACACUCACUCUUGCACACACACUCACGCACAACAAAGCAGGUGGAAAAGGGAGGCAGUAAAAACAAAGAACAUUAGAGACAGAUACAACCUUCCUCCUGAAUUUUUUGGUAUAUUGCAAUCUGCCUGGAGUUUGUGCCAUUUCGUGUGUGGCUGGUCGUUCCUGCAUACACUUUGAGUGCCAUCAGCUGUGUGUGCAGAGAUCUAUAUCCACGACUGUCUACAUAACAGCUUUGUGCUUCAGCCAGACAGGAACAAAGUGUGCGUCUGGGAUAUCUGUCAACCUCCUUUGGGAACUGACUCUGCACCGACUGUCAACAACGAGGGAGUACAGAGAGAGAAAGACGGAGAGAGCAAGCGACAAAGUCAAGGCAUAAGCAGGAGACCAGAAGCUGACUUUCCGGAGAAGUGAUUGUCAUAGUGUCCCCCUCCUCUUCCCUCACCUCCCUCCUCCUUCCUCUCCUCUCUCCUGUGUCGUUGUUCCUUGUUUCUUUGCACACACCUCUGCUGCUAUCCCAUCUUCGUCCCUCUGUUCUCCCUUCAUCACCUCCUCCUCCCUUCCUUCCAAAGACGGCGUGAGACGCACGCGCCAGUGGCCGUAUCAUCCCAUUUUCUCUCUGCAUCCUCUUUUGGCUCCAUCCCUUCCUCGGAUCUAGCCUCCAGCUGCGGAACCGCAAACAGAAUCUCUUUGAGUUGUUGGAUCCCAAACGCGAGUCUCUGUAUCCAGCCACAGUCAGAAGGAUUCCAGCUACAUGGGAAAACGCUUGGAACAGCAACCAAUGUACCCCCAGUACACUUACUACUACCCUCACUACCUUCAGACUAAGCAGUCAUAUGCUCCGCCCCCUCCUCCCAUGGCUCCGCCCAGCCCCGGCACCAACAGCAGCAGCCACAGUGCAGCGGAGCAGCUCAGUAAAACGAACCUGUACAUCCGGGGACUUCCGCCUGGCACCACCGACCAGGACCUCAUCAAACUCUGCCAACCGUAUGGAAAAAUUGUGUCUACAAAGGCAAUCCUGGACAAAAACACUAACCAGUGCAAAGGAUAUGGCUUUGUUGAUUUUGACAGUCCAGCGGCAGCACAGAAAGCCGUAGCAUCCCUGAAGGCCAGUGGAGUGCAGGCACAGAUGGCAAAGCAACAAGAGCAGGACCCCACUAACUUGUACAUCUCAAACCUCCCUGUUUCGAUGGAUGAACAAGAGCUGGAGAACAUGCUGAAGCCCUUCGGCCAUGUCAUCUCCACACGGAUACUCCGAGACGCCAAUGGGGUCAGCCGAGGGGUCGGCUUCGCCAGAAUGGAGUCCACUGAGAAAUGUGAUGUGGUGAUUCAGCAUUUCAAUGGAAAGUUCCUCAAAACCCCACCAGGAGUACCAGCCCCAACGGAGCCGCUGCUGUGCAAAUUUGCAGACGGAGGACAGAAGAAGAGGCAGAGUCAAAGCAAGUACCCUCAAAAUGGACGACCGUGGCCCCGGGAAGGAGAGAGUGGCAUGGCGCUGACCUAUGACCCCACCGCAAUGCAAAAUGGGUUCUACUCCUCUCCAUACAGCAUCUCCACAAACCGUAUGAUCGCCCAGACGUCAAUCACUCCAUUCAUUGCAGCCUCUCCAGUCUCCACAUAUCAGGUCCAGAGUACGUCGUGGAUGCCUCACCAACAGUACGUUAUGCAACCUACGGGUGCUGUGAUCACGCCAACCAUGGACCACACUAUCUCCAUGCAGCCUGCUAACAUGAUGGGUCCCCUCACCCAGCAGAUGAACCACAUGUCCCUGGGUACCACUGGCACAUACAUGACUGCGGCUGCUGCUCCUAUGCAGGGGACCUACAUUCCCCAGUACACUGCGGUUCCUGCCUCAGCUGUCUCAGUGGAGGGCGUGGUGACGGAGUCUUCUCCACAAGGCAUUCCACCCUCCUCGCAGGACGCAAAUGGUCAGCAACAGACUAUGGGCGUGGACAACCCCAAUGAUCACGCGCCCACCUACUCCUUUCAGCCCGCUAAAUAACCUGAGGAGGUGGGGGUGGGGCGUUGAGGUGACUGCGUUGCCUUGAAACUGGGGGACUGCAACGAGGGAACAUUGAAGACAGAGCGCAAGAUAUAGGAAAACACGUUUGUGUCUACUUUUGCACAAGCAUUAAAAAAACAAUUUAUUUAACACCUGGCCCACACCAGAGGACCAUUGGAGAACUCACAUCCAGAAAUGCAGUCUGUGAGAGAAAAAAAAAAAUCCUUCAUGAAGUGAUAAAUUCAAACAAGUACAAGUUUUCCUAUUCUUUUUUUCGAAUGUGCAGGUAGGUUUUCAGAAACAGUGGGUUUUUCUAUUAGUCGAGGAAGCCAAUUCUUGUAAAACAAUGAGAGAAGGAGAAUAAGUCUUCCUCGGAUUCUAAGCUACUAUUACUUUUCUUUUUUUAUGAGUUAGAUUUUAGUUUUCUAGAGAAUAUCAAUGUUUUUUCAUCUUUGUUGCCUUAAUUUCGAGAAACAUCUAAGACUUUUUCCUGUUCGAACUGUUUGGACUGACAAAUGCAGUGACAAAUGACCUGACAAAGAGAAAAAUUACCUGUAUAGCUUUUAGAGAGAGGUCUUCUGGAGACAUUUUAAAUUAUCAGUGGUAUCUUUGUGUUUAAAAGAGAGGACAGACUAAAUAUUGUGAUGAUGAUGAUGAUUAAAGAGAAUUGCAUUUUUUAGAAACAGAGGGGGAAAAAAUGUUAUUCCACUGCAUCAUGUGAAAUGCAGUUUAUUGUGUAGUGCAGAGCAUUUUUAAUGGCAUUAUUGUUUUUAUCUGCAAUAUUUUUUAUCAGCUUUAAGGUGUUUUUAGCCUGCUUUGCUUGUUUCAUUGCGGAAAAAUGUUAAAAACUUUCAAAAGUAAAAAAAAAAAAAUACUGGCAGUGCAAAUCUACAUAGAUAAGAGCUUAUGGAUGAAAUCAGAACGGGAAAAAAAGCAAAUGUGCGCAAAAAGCAAUAGUAAUAGGAAAUUGUUGACAAUUUCUUUAGUCUUUCUUAGCAGUGGAUCAAAUGCAGCCCAUGGAUGGCAUAUUUUAUACCAAAGAUGAAGAAACCCCCUUCAAGACAGUGGAGAGGAUUGAUUUUACGUUUUCCUUUUUUCUAUUCUAAUAUUUUUUUGGUGUUUUAAUAAUUAUGUUUCUAAAGUAUCCGUUUGACCUUGACGGCCAAACUGGUGCUUUACUUUAAAGGUUUAAACUUCCUUCCACUGUUGCAGAAUCUAUGUCAAGUGUUCAGUUGAUCGGCAGAAAGCCACCAUCACAGAUUUCACAAAUUGCUGAGUGUGUUCUCCCCACCUGAGGGCGUCAGAGAGAAUCUGAGCCGUCAAACAUCUCCCAUCUGCCAGGCUGAAUAAACUAUACCUCUCUUUCACUGCACCUUCUCAGUCGCUUACCUAAAGUCAGUCACUUUUACACAUCACACAUUCAUUCAGAAGGCUGCUUAUUAUUUCAACUCAACAGGAAGGAAUCGAAGCAUUCACUCGUGUGUAUUCAAAUUCUGUGUACAGCUCACUACCUCAUCGAAAGCAAUUUUAACACGUGGAAAGAUAGUUUGCAAAAUUAGCACCUAGUACAUCCGUUUGACAAAUGUUACAAAAAAAGCACCCUUCAACCUACUAAAAAAAACUGCUGGUCUUAGCUGGUUUAAACAGGUCUAGCUGGUCUCCCAGCCUGCCCAGUCUGGUCUUCAUUUGGAUUCCUAACCUGGCCAUGCUGGUCUCCCAGCCUGAACAAAAUGGUAUUCGCUGAUCAAACUGGUCACCCUACCUUUGCCAAGCUGCUCUAGCUGGUCUCCCACCCUGGCCAAACUGGUCUUCGGUUGGUUUCCCAACCAGGCCAUGCUGGUCUAGCUGGUCUCACAGCCUGGCCAAGCUGGUCUUCAGCUGGUGUAGUCUAGCUGGUCCCCCCACUUGGCAAAGCUGGUCUUCAGCUAGUCUGGUCUAGAUGGGCUCCCAGCCAGGCCAAGCUGGUCUUCAGCUGGUGUGGUCUAGCUGGUCUCCCUGCCAAGCCAAGCUGGUCUUCAACUGGUGUGGUCUAGAUGGUCUCCCAGCCUGGCCAGCUGAAAAGUGUCAGCAACCAUCUUAGGCUGGAUUAUAGUGUUUUUUAUGCAGGACAGUCAUCUACUUUAGACAUAUUUGCAGUCGCAACAAUUGAAACACCUCAUACUAUAUACAAGCUUUUUUUAAUUAACCACAUGCAAUUGGAAAUCACUCGUGAUAAUGGCAUUACUUGAAACUAAGGUGCCCACUGUCAUCAUACCUGUAGUAUUUGGUGGUUGCUAAGGUGACUUGUUUCAAUGCAGUGACCGCUAUCUCAGUAUUAGUUAGAAAUGUCACUCGUGACUAUCAUUCUAUGCGUGACCUUCUAUAUUUGAAAACUGCUAUCAUUUAUCAGGCUGCAGCAUUCCAGAGGGGGGACUAGUAAAUACAAGCGUAGAUAGGCUGGAUAAAUACUGUUUCUAAUUUUGCACCAGUUCCUGUUCUUUAUUCACCACGGAAUAGAUGUUAUUUUGAUGCAAACGGAUAGGAUACAACUCUAUAACCACUUUAGAGUUUCAAUGCACAAUUGCUGCCUUCACUGUUCUACACCUCAUAAAUAAAUAUGCCUCCUAGUUUUCAGGAUGAUUAGAGAUCUCUCAGGUGCUCUGAGAAUAAAUGCAGCUUUCAUUAGGAAGAAUACAGUUCUACUCUGAUUUCUGAUUUCUAUUCCGAAAUAAGAGAAUUCUAAGAAGUAACAGUUGAAUCUGUUAAUCCAUAAAGUGAACUGUGUGCUGAAGGGCCAACGAGAGACAUCAAGAUCAUUUUAAGUUCUAUAUGUGCUGGUCAUUGUGUUCCACAAGUCCUUUUUUAAUGUAAUUUUUCACUGUCUUUGCAAAGAGGAGAUUUUAGAGAAUGCUAUAAUAUUUUUUCCCAGUAUUCCUACAAUAAGACAUAAUAAAUAAAGUAAUGAUUUCAAUUAGCCACAAGAGGACAGUAUUAAAGCAAAGUUGGCGUACCUCAUCCUCUGCUUUGGCGUUAAGCAUUUCAGUUAGCUAUGAAACUAUUUCACACUGUAGAUGAAAGCGAUGCUAGAACGAGGAGCAGUUUUAGCAACACAACAAAACUACCGUCAUGACCAUACAGCACUGCUUUUAUAAGGAAAAUAAUCUUUCUUUUCAUUUUCACAGCUUUAAAAAAGAUUUUAAACAAAACAAAAAAAAAGGCACUGUGUUUUGUGUCUGUUAUCCACUGUCUUUUUGGAGAGUUCUUUUUAUCAUGUGUUCGCUGCUAUCAAGCAUUCAGUAUUUAAGGGCAGGGCCUUAGGGACAGAAAGGUGACUUGGGUGAGAGAAAACAAAUGUUAAAGGUAUAGUACACUUCAAAAAAUUCACUCACCCUCUUUUUGUUCAUAUGACUUUCUGUCUUCUAUAAAACACAAAAGGAGUUUAUAGGCAGAAUUUUAGUUACCAUUCACUUUCGUUGAAUUGAAAAAUAUGCAAUAAAAAUGAAUGGUGAUUGAAUGGUAACUUUCCUUUAAAUCUCCUUUUUGUGUCCCACAGAAGAAAGUAAGUCAUCAUUUUGGCACAACAUAAGGGAGAGUAAAAUUAUGACAGAAUUUACAUUAUUCCUUUCAGCUAGAGGUUUCAUUAAGCUGUAGGACAGAGUUAUCAUCGCAACUGUAAUUCAGUAUGCUAAGCACCUUUCAUCCACUCUAAGGUUUUUCACUAGCUAGAAACUCUGUGCUCCCAUUGUAACUUUCUAUUUGUUUAAGGACGUAAGGUCCAAGCCAUGCAUUUUUUUAUCUGUGCAUUUGAUUGGCUGUCAAGGUUGAGGUCAUUGAAUUAAAAAAUGUCAUUGGACUGUCCUGAAGAACCUUGACUCACCAUACCUGCGGUAUGACAGCAUGGAUAACACAAACUACAUUCAACCAAAUUUACCAAAAAUGGCAAAACCUCAAUUAGAGACUAACUUACUGGCAGAAGAAAUAGAGAAAUAUUUAUGGAAAUGUUUUUGUACAGGUGUUGUUGAAAUAUGAAAGCUAACAGUUGAUGCUAAGAAUGAUUUCUUGAGUUGCUUCACUUUCUUGCCUCCCAUGUGCUCGAGCUGUGAUCCUGAGAGUGUCUGUAGACCAGUGGAUAUUAGGUUUAAACUUCUGUUGAUUUUUUUGUUUCCUUUUGAUGAAGCUUUCAAUAAAAAAAUCUACAA
Molecule: messenger RNA, 6239 nt
Organism: Xyrauchen texanus (razorback sucker)
Lineage: Eukaryota; Metazoa; Chordata; Actinopteri; Cypriniformes; Catostomidae
Gene: rbms3
Product: RNA binding motif, single stranded interacting protein
Exons: 14
Coding region: 814-2061 (415 amino acids)
Cellular component (GO): cytosol; ribonucleoprotein complex
Molecular function (GO): mRNA binding
Source: RefSeq, a predicted model, not a curated record